This is a messenger RNA of Dromiciops gliroides (monito del monte), 4932 nucleotides long. RefSeq names its product ankyrin and armadillo repeat containing (gene ANKAR). Gene Ontology annotation, molecular function: protein binding. The record is from RefSeq and is a predicted model, not a curated record. The transcript has 22 exons. Bases 1 to 4317 code for a protein of 1438 amino acids. NCBI's taxonomy places the organism in Eukaryota, Metazoa, Chordata, Mammalia, Microbiotheria, Microbiotheriidae.
AUGUUAAGAUAUCCAAAAAAAGGAUUAGUUAGAUUUGACCAAUCAGAUGAAACCACCUAUCUGUCCAAUUUGGCGGUAAAGAGGAAUGCCAGUGCCUUUUUUGAAAAAUAUGACCGAAGCGAGGUUCAAGAAUUACUUGCUACUGCAGUUGUCAGCUGGCUCUCUGGAAAAGAGGACCUACGUUCCCACAUAGAACUUCCUGAUGGAAUUAUGAGUCAGUUAAAAAAUGUAGGCUUCUCAACAGCAGUCCUGCUAGCACCAGUGGAUCCAAAUGCAAACCUGGAUUAUAGAGAAGUUCAUCAAAUCAUAAGAGAGUUGUCUGUUGGAAUUUAUUGUUUGAAUCAAAUUCCUUCCAUCAGUUUAGAAAUCAAUUAUGAUCAAAGCUCAUCCUGCCAGCUGCCUCCUGCUUAUUUUGACACCCGAAUUGGACAAAUUCUGAUUAAUGUUGACUACAUGAUAAAAUCACUCUGGCAUGGAAUAUAUAUGCCAAAAGAAAAAAGGGUGAGGUUCUCUGAAAUGUGGCGUUCCCUUAUGGAUGUUGAUGUUGAAGGGAAACCUCAAACAGAUAAAGAUAUCUUUGCAGAGUUUAGUGCAGCAGGUCUCCUUGAUCUUACAAAGGAUCCAGAUUAUGAAGGAAUAUAUGAUGAAGACAUGAAUGAAGACCCAACCUAUGAUCCUAAUAGCCCUGAAGAAAAAUCUAUAUUCAUGAAAUAUGCUGAAAAUAUAAAGCUAAAGCUGACAUUUAGCAACACACUAGUUCAGCAAUAUGAGAAUGUCUUCUUAUUUGAUACAGCCUACUGGCUUACUAAUGUAAUAAGGUAUACUGAUGACUAUCUUGAUGUUUGUACCUACCAGAGAAUACAGCAAAGACUAGCUCUUCAGAAAAAACUGAUAGAGAAACACCUUGAGAAGAAAGCUGAAAUGCGGCAAAACAUAGCGUAUCUAAGGUUAAUAUGCUUUAUGAUUCCAUUCUUACUUGGCUUAAAAAAGAAGAUGAAAGUUCCAAACUUAAGUACCCUGCUUCCACCAUUUUCAGAUGACAAAGUCAAGACAGAACGAGAACUGCCACCAUUUAUUCGUGGACCAAAUUUUAAGUGCCAGCAUUUUCAUUAUGCAGAGAAUCAGUAUUUUCAUGUUCAUGGAGGAAUUGAAUUUGACAUUGGCACACCUUCAAUUGAGGAGAUUUCAGAAGCCUUUCAGGACAUUUAUGAAACAUUGCAAGACUGUUCUUCUCAAUCAUUUGAAGAUUUAGGAUACAAAGAAUUCUACCCUAUCCCAGUCAUGGAAUAUAAUGGGAAAAGCUACUACGUAAUCUAUUUUGAACUUGAAACUUUCUACCAGCAGUUAUAUAAGACCCAGUGGUGGGGAGCCAUAAAUGAAAUUAUGAACAGUCUUAGACCCAAAAGACUUCCACUCUCAGAUAUUCAAUUACACGAGCAAUUCAAGAAAAAAUUCGGUUUCAAAAAAGCUAUGAAGUGCAAGAGUUUGCCCUAUGGCAUGAGGUGUACUGUUGAAAGAGGAUUAUUUGCUGUCUUCCAUACAUUUUGUCGGAAAACCUCAUCCUCCACUAUCAGUGUUACAGAUGAAUUGGGUUAUUCUAUUCUCCAUUAUGCUGCUAUGCACAACAGAGUGUCAUUUAUAUGCCAGCUAUGUAAUUCUAAUGUGAAUGUCAACCAGAGAAGAUCUGUGAUGAGCAACCUAGGUCCAACACCCCUACACCUUGCAGCUCAGGCUGGCUCAGUAGAAGCAACUGUCUGUCUACUAAGCCACAAAGCAGAUUAUACUCUAUGUGAAAAAAGAGGAUGGCUGCCUAUUCAUGUUGCUGCUUUCUAUGACAAUAUUUGCAUCAUCAUUAUUCUCUGUAGGAAGGAUCCUAGUUUGCUAGAAGCCGAGACAGCAUCUGAGAAUCAAUGUACCCCACUAUUACUUGCAGCCACAUCUGGAGCAUUGGACACUCUCCAUUAUUUGUAUACUCAUGGGGCUAAUUGGAAAAAAACAGACAGCAAAGGAAAUAAUAUAAUUCAUUUGUCAGUGCUAAAUUUUCACACGGAGGUUUUGAAGCAUAUUAUAGAAUUAAAUAUCCCUGAACUCCCAGUAUGGAAAACCUUGGUAGAAAUGUUGCAGUCUGAAAGUUAUAAACGGAAGAUGAUGGCAGUCAUGUCCUUGGAAGUGAUUUGCUUAGCAAGUAAAAACUAUUGGAGGUGUAUUUUAGAAGCAGGAACCAUUCCUGCCUUAAUCCACCUGCUGAAAAGUAACAAAAUGCAACUGAAGUGUAAAAUCACAGGGUUGCUGAGCAACAUCUCUAUCCACAAGUCUGUUUGCAAUGCAUUGGUAGAGUCAGGAGGCAUUUCCGUACUCAUCAACUUGCUGCUUACUGAUGAGCCUGAGCUGCAGUCACGCUGUGCAGUUAUUCUUUAUGAUGUUGCUCAGCUCGAUGGCAACAAGGAUAUAAUCGCCAAACAUAAUGGAAUGGCUGCUCUGAUAAGUCUCUUGAAGUCAGACAAAGAGAAUCUCCUGGUGAAUGUAAUGAAUUGUAUGCGGGUAUUAUGUAUAGGACAUGUGGAAAAUCAGAGAGCUGUGAAAGAAAACAAAGGCAUCCCAUUACUUGUUUCCUUUCUGAGUUCAGAAUCAGACGUGCUGCAGGCUGUAUGUUCAGCUGCGAUUGCUGAAAUUGCUCGUGGAAACACAGAUGUGCAGGAUGCUAUGGCCAAGGAAGGUGCAAUCAUUCCUCUUGUAGCACUUUUUAAAGGAAAACAAAUCAGUGUUCAAGUGAAAGGAGCUAUGGCUGUAGAAUCACUGGCAAGUCAUAAUUUUGCUAUACAAAAAGGAUUUCUAGAAAGAUCAUUGACCAGAUAUCUCUUAAAACUCUUGAAGGCAUUUCAACUACAUGUUAAGGAACAAGGGGCUUCAGCAUUGUGGGCCUUGGCAGGGCAAACUCUAAAACAGCAGAAAUUUAUGGCAGAACAGAUUGGGUACAAUUUUAUAAUCAACAUGCUUUUGUCACCAUCAGCUAAAAUGCAGUAUGUUGGAGGUGAAGCAGUCAUAGCUCUGAGUAAGGACAGUAAAUUGCACCAAAACCAAAUAUGUGAAGGAAAUGGUAUUGCACCUUUGGUUCGACUACUGAGAAUUAGCAAGAUAGCUGUGGGUACGCUUCUGAGUGUUAUCAGAGCCGUGGGAACCAUGUGUAUUGGUGUGGCCCAUACAAGCAAUACUACUAGUCAGCAAUAUAUUGUUGAUGAACAAGCCUUCCCUGUCCUUAUUAACCUCCUGAGAAAUCAUCCAUCUAUUCAGAUUAAGGUUGAAGUGGCAUGUGCCUUGGCUUGCAUUGUCCUGAGGAAUGAUAAAUUGCAAGAUAUAUUGCAAGAAGAAGAAGGUUUUAGGUAUGAUGAUGUCCUUUAUCUUCUUCAUUCACCAGAUAAGGAUAUUUGUUUAAGAGCAGGCUAUGCAAUAACUCUUUUUGCAUUCAAUAAUCGCUAUCAACAGUACCUAAUAUUGGAAAGUGGAGCAAUUUCCAUAUCUAUUUUUGAACCUUUUCUGAAAUCGGAUAUUGAGACUGAAAGGGCAAUGGCAGCAUUUCAGAUAAUCGUGUUAGCCAAAGUUAUCGUAGACGUGGAUCACAUUACUUUGUCUGCAAGAGGCAUUACUAUUUUAGUUGAUCUUCUGUAUUCAUGUAAGACAGCUACUCUGGUCUUAACAGGAAAUUUGAUAGCUAGCUUGACUCAUACCACAGCUGGUAUUACAGAAGCCUUUACCACACUGAGGACAAUUCAAAGGCUUUGCUACCACUUGUACUCGGAAAAAGAAGAGGUUCGUAUAUCUUGUGCCUGUGCUCUUGGCUACUUAACUUAUAAUGCAAAUGCUUACCGACACUUGUUAAAGGAAUGCAGGAAUAAGCCAAAUCAAUUCCUUCGUUUAAUGAAUAACAUCAGCAAAGAUGCAAGUAUUAGCCCAGAUUUUGUAAAGGAAUUUCAAAUGCAAAAAAAAGUUGGGCUGCCUUCUAUAAGUCUGGAGAUAAAUGGAGGCCCAUCCAUAAUUCCUGUCUUUAAAAAAGGUAAAGAACACAGAAGAAAAGUAAAAGCUAAAAUUCAGCCUAAAGAUUCUUUGCUUAUAAUACCUCGUACAGGCAACUUAAUAGGAAGACUCAAAGCAACAAGGUUCACUACUUCUCGUAGAAUGUUUUCUUUUUCAACUUCAGCUUCAUCAGAUAUUAUAAAAGUCUCAAGGCCAAGAAUCAUGGCUUUGAGCCAACUCAAGGAAAUUAAACAGAAGAAAGCCACCCAUGACACUCAGGAAAACCCUCAAACCACUUCAACAUGAAAACAUUCUUGGCUAGAGAGCCUGGUAACAUUUUAAAAGAGGAAUUUCCAAGUACUGAUAUUGGAAAAUUGGUUCAAUGAGUAAAACUUUCUGUAGUAAAUUAGAAUAACUGCACUCAAACCUAAUAAAAUUUCAUGAUGGACACAAUGGCAACAAAUGAAUAUUUAUGUCAUAAGCAGCAUUUUAAAACAAGUAUGUAAGGAGGAUAAAGAGGCCUGGCUGGAGCACACUACUCCUCUUCUUUUAGGCUGUAAUUCCCAAAGUGUCCCUCACCCAAAUAAAGUGUCCCUCACUCAAAUAAAGGCAGGAGACAAGAAAGGAUCUUGAUCAGCUGAUGACCCUGAAUAACUGUGCUGCAUGGGAGAUAAAGGAAGUAUGCAUGGUGGGGGCUACUCAAUAGGCCCAAAGCUGUGAUGAGAGGAAAGUGCCAGUAUGAUAGUCAAAUAAAAUGAUACCUCUUUAUCUAAUCAUUGGUACUUAAGGGUGUAUGAGAGCUUAGAGUACUAGUUUUUAUAAGUCUGUCACAGUUUCCUUCACUUAAUUUGUAUUCAAUCAAGCAAGAAAACAAACAAAUGCUUAUUAAAUACCUACUACGCACCAGGCACUGUGGAUGCA